Messenger RNA from Callithrix jacchus (white-tufted-ear marmoset), 17971 nucleotides. The record is from RefSeq and is a predicted model, not a curated record. NCBI's taxonomy places the organism in Eukaryota, Metazoa, Chordata, Mammalia, Primates, Cebidae.
CACAGCGGCGCGCCGGCCGCAGGAGAAGGCCCCGUCGCGACCGCGUCCCUGUGGGUCCUUGAGCCUGAGCUGACGGGGUAGCCAUGGCCUUGCGGCUACUGAGACUGGCCCCGAAGUCGGCGUCCGCGCCGGUCCUGGCUGCGAGCGUCCAGCGCGUGGAAGGAAUUCACACCAGUGCGCGGCGCAAGCUGCGAUAUGGAAUGUGGCACUACCUACUUGGGGAGAGAGCCACCAAAAGAAUGACGGAACGCAGCAUCGUGAUAACUGUAGAUGGCAAUAUAUGUGCGGGAAAAGGCAGAAUUGCAAAGGAAAUAGCAGAGCAACUAGGCUUAAGGCACUUUCCCGAAGCGGGUAUACACUAUGCAGACCUCACCAGAGGAGAUGGGAAGCCCCUGGACAUAGCCUACGGUGGCAACUGCAGCUUGGAGAAAUUCUACGAUGAUCCACGAAGCAGUGACGGCAACAGUUACCGCCUGCAGUCCUGGCUGUACUGCAAUCGCCUCCUGCAGUACGCCGACGCCCUGGAGCACUUGCUGACCACAGGACAAGGCGUUGUGUUGGAGCGCUCCAUCUUCAGUGACUUUGUGUUCCUGGACGCCAUGUACAACCAGGGGUACAUCCGAAAGCAGUGUGUGGAGCACUACAACGAGGUGAAGAAGGUCACCAUCUGCGAAUACCUGCCUCCCCACCUGGUGAUCUACCUGGAUGUGCCAGUUCCAGAGAUCCAGCGUCGGAUUCAGAAGAAGGGAGAUCCACACGAAAUGAAGAUCACCUCUGCCUAUCUGCAGGACAUUGAGAAUAGCUAUAAGAAAAUCUUCCUCCCUGAGAUGAGUGAGAAAUGUGAGAUUUUACAGUAUUCUGCAAGGGAGGCCCAGGAUUCAGUGAAGGUGAUAGAGGACAUUGAAUACGUUAAGUUCGAGAAAGGGCCGUGGCUGAAGCAGGACGAUCGCACUUUUCACCACCUGCGAUUGCUGGUUCAGGAUAAGCCGCAGGUGCUGCUUUACACAGCCAUUCCGAUCCUUAUCCCAGAAAUCACCGUUGGAGCUCAUCAGAGUGACCGCGUCCUGCACGAGUUCAGAGAGAUGACGAGAGACCUGCCCCCGUGAUGUCAGCGUCUUUACCUGCCGGAAUCCCCGAGGGCAUAGCUGGUCUCCCCGUCUUUGCUACCAUGGCCUUGCUAAUCCCUGCCGCCCAGGAAGGUGUAGACGUGAUCCAGGCCUGCAGAGCAGCCUUCCAUUUGAACUUGGAGGGAAAGAAGGCUGUCUUCCUUCCUGCAGGUGGUUUUUGCCGGGUUAGAAUUUUAAAUUGUCAAUAUUUUCUUUUAGUGCUUCCAAACUUCACUAUUUUAUACUGCUGGCUUUUGUGUUUCUAAUGAGACUUCCUCUUUUGAAGAUAUCUCUUGUUUCUCUGGCAGGUUUCUUAGACAUUUUUCUGCCUUGGUUUUGUGCAUUUACACUAUCUCGGAUGUGUAUUGUGUAAGCAGGUGUGCAUGUGCAUCUGUACUCACUUGGUCAGGGGUUCAUAACACUCUUUGAGCCUUUGGCUGAUGUUCACUGUCUGUGUCACUUUUUCCUUUUUUUUUUUUUUUUUUAAGACCAAGUCUCACUCUGUCACCCAGGCUGGAGUCCAGUGGCACGAUCUCGGCUCAUUGCAACCUCCGCCUCCCGGGUUCAAAUAAUUCUUCUGCCUCAGACUCCUCAGUAGCUGAGAUUACAGUCACGCGCCACCACGCAUAGCUAAUUUUUUUGUAUUUUUAGUAGAGACGGGGUUUCACUCUGUUGGCCAGGCUGGUCUCACACUCCUGACCUCAGGUGAUCAGGCCACCUCAGCCUCCCACAGUGUCUGUAUCACUCUUGCCGCAUUUUCUCUCUGUUCUCCUUGUGGUUCUACUCAGUGAUCUGUUGGACCUUUUCACCACAUGCUGUGUUUUAUGUGGUUUUGUCUGCUUUUCAGUUUGUAAGCAUUGAAGAGAAUCUAAGAGAAUCUAUGGUAUUGGGCUUGUGGUGUGAAUUAAAUGUUUAGAAAUGUUAAGAUUUCUAAUCAUAUUUAAAUGACUGGAGAAAUCUGAUUUUUAAAUUUCUAAACAUUUAAAAAAAUAAACUUGAAUUUUUAGGACAGUUUUAGGUUUACAGAAAAAUUGUGAAGGUAAUAGUGAGCUCUCAUACCUCACACCCAGUUUCCAUUUUAUUAACAUCUUUUGUUAGUAUGGUACACUUGUUAUAAUUAAUGAAUUAAUAAUAAUAAUACUGGGUUUUGGGGUUUUUUUUUUUUUGAAACUGAGUCUCACUCUGUCACCCAGGCUGGAGUGCAGUGGCAUGAUCAUGGCUCACUGCAACCUCCCCUUCUCGGUUUAAGCGAUUCUCAUGCCUCAGCCUCCUCAGUAGCUGGGAUUAUAGGUGCCCACCACCAUGCCCUGCUAAUUUUUAUAUUUUCAGUAGAGAUGGGUUUACACCAUGAUGGCCCAGCUGGUCUCAAACUCCUGACCUCAAGUGAUCUGCCCACCCUGGCCUCCUCAAGUGCUGGGAUUACAGGCAUGAGCCACCACAGUCAGCCCUUGUUACCUAAAACCCACACUUUGAAUUAUUCAGAUUACCUUAGUUUUUCCCGAAUGUCCUCUUUCUGUUCCAGUACCCCAUCUGGAUUAUCGUAUGACCUUGGGUCCUCUUGUCUCCUUAGGCACCUCUUGGCUGUAACAUUUCUCCGACUUUGUUUUUAAUAAGGAGUGCUAGUGAGGUAUUUUGUAGACUCUCCCUCAAUUGAGAGUUGCCUGUUAUUUAUCUAGUGAUUAGACUGGGCCGUGUGUUUUGGGGAGGAAUGCACAGAGGUGAAGCAUCAGGGGCACUCGCUGUGAGCGCGACCUGGUGCUGUGGCCCUGACCGUGGCCUCCUGGCUGAGGUCGUGCUGGCUGGGUCUCCACUGGAAAGCUGCCCUUCCUCUUUCCAGAAGGUCCCCACGCAUACCACAGGCUCUGUGUUACUCUGUUGAGUAAGAAUUGUCCGACUAUUUAGAGGAUUUAGUUUAAGGAGAUUCAGUUGCUUGAUAUUAAAAAAGGAUCAGUUGGACUUAAAUAGUAAAAAGAAUUCACCGAAUUCCUUUAGCUCAUUAGAGACAUAAGCAGCAGUUCUCACUGCAUUUCCUUCUGGAAACAGCAUUGUGGGGAUACCUGGAGGUGAGUGCACAAAGCCUGCAGCCGUUUCAGAUCUGGGACGGUCCGUGUCUGUGGCUUCUCACAAAGGCCCUCGGCGUGGCCUGCAGAGCCUCUUCCUAGAUUGGCUUCUGUGGGCACUGGGGAAAGACCCCUUCCUCCUGGUAGUCCCCUCCCUUCUGAGCCUGUGCUCGGGGGGCCUCUCCGGGAGCUUCAUUCUGGCCUGAGUGACUUUGGUAGCGCUCUUAGCAGACAGGGAAGUGAGUACCGGUGUCGUGUGUGAACCUCUGUGACUGUGUGUCCUUGCACACGACCUGAGAGAGUGCAGGCCUUCCCCAGGAGCAGGAGGAGAUGGAGCAUUUUUCUUUCUGACAGAAGGCCCCACCCUGGCAAGAGUGGCUUCCUUUUAUCUGGCCAUCCAAGGGACAGCUUGUGCAGCAGCAGUUUCUGUCAGGUGCUGAGGGGAGGAAACAGCAGUUCUAAGAGCACACUACAAAGGAAAACCUGACUAAAACUCUUUCCCCCACUGUUCUGCUUUCGAAAGCAAAUGCUAGCGGUGCGAUAGGAAGGCAGGCUCUCGUGAAAACGUCGCUUCUCUUUCAUCGUUUGUGUUGAAGGCUGCCUUCUCAUUCCUGUCUAGUUCAGCUGGAGAUGACAGGCAGAACUUGGAAACGUGGAGGACGUGGAGAAAGAGAGAGGGCCCGGAGACGGCAAUGUGUGCCGGGUGGAGGUGCGUCUGAUCUCGUCAGAGCAGGCGGAGAGCAGGCCGGAACCCAAGGGGCCGUCGGUCCUGACACCUCACCUUGCCCUCGCAGAGGCCACCGGGCAAGGACAGUUGAAGUGGUUUUUAGUUGGGUCACAGGGUUCUGAGGUUCUGUAAGUAUUACCGUGAAGUUUGAAUUGCUAAAAAAUUAAAUGCUGUUUUCUAUGAUUACAUGCUGGAGGAAGAAAUAGGAAGUAGAGUCAAGACAAGAAUCCAGCUUUUCAGAAAAGAGUUCAGUUUGUUUUAUGAAAAUUGCAAAAGACAGGUAAGUAAAGGAAAGAAAAGUCAGCCUUUGUCAGAGGCGAGGUGAACAGAAAUGUCUCUUCCUAACCUUGCAGCUGGGGAGCCCCUACCCACAGCGGGCUGCACAGGGAGCGUGCUGUGUGGAGUGAGAGAGCGGGUCCCGAGAUGCUCCCCACUGGUCUUUGGAGGUGAGAAGACCUUCUUAUAGGUCAUCAGGUACACGUGACAGGUCACUGCUUUGCUACAGGGGAGCACACAGCAUUUGAGGGCAUUCCACCAAGGAUGUGUGAAUUUUGAGCAGAAGGGAUUUGGCGGCCAGUUAUUUCUGGAGCAGGUGGAGGUCGUGGGUGCGUGCUCCUGGCAGCGGGUCUUAGAAGCCUGUUACCCUGCUAGGCACUUUCUUGCUUUCUAGGAGGCUUUUUUUCAUGUGGAAAAUAUGUUUUAGCCAAAUUCUGCCACCAUAGUCCCAAUUAAUGUUAUAAAGAUAAUAAAAUUACUAAAACUGUGCCUUCCAGUUUCCUGAGAAGCUACUUGCACGGUGCUGCUGUACGCAGGUGGUCUGCGUGUUGUAGCACGCCCGUGACGUGGCGUUCGUGUUUGAUCGUGGAUAUUGUCCUUGUUGGUACUUGGAGGUUAGGAGUUAGUAGGUGGUACUUCGGAUUCUUGGAAAAGGAGUCAGGCUUUGACCUUUAUUCUUUAGAUUAAGGAUCAUAGUCUUUGUUUUUCUUCCAGGAUUUUCCUGAUUUCUCUGACUUCGGUGUUUUGCAGUUUUGCAAAAUGGGUCUAGAUUUGAACCUCUUUUUCUUUGUGCCAGUGCAGUUUUGUCUUGUUGCUAGGACCUUAUUCCUUGCUUGUGAUUCCCUCUUGCUUCUCCUUCUGUCGGCAUUUUAAACAUAGUUACCUUAUGCUCUGUCUCUGGAGUGCUGCUCUGGCCGCUGUCUGACCGUGGCCAUUGCUCCUUCAUCUUUUCACCUGUGCUGGCUUCUUUCCUUCACUGUGUUGGAGACUAUGGCAUUUGGUGAGAGUGUAUCCCUCCUGAGUCACGCUGUCAGAUGAAGUACAGGAUGCCAAGGUAAGCUUGAAUUGAGAGCAGCUACUGUUUUAGUAUAAGUAUGUCCCGAGGUUUUAACUGGGUAUCCUGUGUGAUUUUCCAGCCCUGGCAGCCCUGUUACGUAUGUCCCAAGGUUUUUAAUUGGGUAUCCUGUGUGAUUUCCCAGCCCUGGCAGCCCUGUUAAGUAUGUCCCAAGGUUUUUAAUUGGGUAUCCUGUGUGAUUUCCCAGCCCUGGCAGCCCUGUUCCUGAAAUGGCUGCUUGCUGCUGCCAGGACUCAGAUUCCUGAGGAGCAGGAAUUGAUGGCACGUUUGUUGCCGGUGGUAUCCCAGGCCCUGGAGGUAAUGUGAAUUUGAACUUGAACCUGUAUGGGGACAGGCUCUGGUUACGAAUUCUCAGUGGAGAGUUGUCCGCCGCUGGGUGCCAGCCGGAGUCUCCUUGCCGGCAGGAGGUUUCUUCCCUCACUGAGGGGGUGGCCUCUCAGGAGUCACCUCACAGGGACACUGGGGCGUGUCUUCUGGCUCUCAGCAGCUCUUGGGUGUCCCCAGGGCACUGCGGCUUCAGCUCACCACUCUGGCUUUUCAACUCGCUCUUCAUUCUUGGUCCCUUGUGACUUCUUGCAGAGCUCAGCAAUGCAUGUGAAGCAUUUUAGAGGUUUUAUAUCAAGAGGCUUUUCAGCAUGUUAGGGCUGCUGUUUUGCUAGAAAUGGAAGGCUCCCCUAUUUUUCUUUAUAAAUGGAAAGCCUGUUUUGGUGCUGGUUCUUUCUGUAGCCAUUCUACAGAGGCCCUGUCUGAAUGAGAAAUUCUGCAUCCUGUAUGCUCAAUAGGUAUUUACCCAGUGACCAAUCCUCCAGGUUGCAGAAUUGAUUAAAUUCCCAACCCUGAAGGCACAGAAGGGAAACCUGGCUGAUCAAAGAAUUCUUGCCUUUCAAUUUAAUCCGAGUUCUACCCCAGAGAUGGAGUGCGGCAUCUUGGGAGCACUAAGGUGGUAGGAAUGACAGUUACCCAACACCCUGCUGCCAGGCCUGACGUUCAGACACUGUUGUGAGCUUCGGGCCACAUCAGAGAGAGAAGACAUGCCCUGCUCUCACGGAGCUCACUUCCUAGUGGGCAGGGAGAGCAGAUGGUAAACAAACAGGUAACAGGGUGCCUGGGUCUUGGAGAAAGCACAGCUGAGGGGGCUGUCAUGUGGAGAGAGGUCUCAGCACCUGGCGCAGGGGAUUGAGGGAUGUGGGGGCAUAGGGAAGCAGGUGCCCCAUGGAAGGCAGGAGCAGGUGGACACAUUCUGGAGCUAGAGAAGAGCCUGUCAUGGUGAGGUGUGAUGCGGGUGGGGUUGAGCUUGAACAGGGAGUGAGCUGAAAAGGCAGCAGGCCCAGGUCAGCUGGGCUCCGCAACUGCCACCAGACCUCAGUUCAGCUGUACUCUUGGUGAGGUGGAGGCAGUGGUGUGCUGGAGAGUGACAUCGUCUGGGUUUCAGGUUUAAAGGGCUGCUCUGCUUGCCAUGUCGAAUAUCAACUCAGCGCAAAGGCAGAGGGCAGCAGCUGGCCAGGGAGGGCCCUGGCAGUACGGGUGAGGGUGCUGGUGCCGUGGGUGGCCUGAGAGCAGGCACCGUCUCUCAUGUUUUUUAUUGUUGACCCUCCCUGCACAGCCAAACUGCUUUUGGCUUCUCAGGUUUUCAAAACUAAGCAGACUAUUGCUGAAGGAUUCCAGCAGAGGGAGUCAGGGAAGAGGUACAGGGUGGGGAGUGGGCUGCUGAGGGCCUGGUGGUGGCCUUUCCUCACUGCGGUGGAGGCCCUGGCCUCUGCUGUGUUGCCUCUCCUGCAGACUUGCGUGUAUGACUGGAAGAGCGGGCGGAGCGAGUUCAAACAGCACUGGGGUCUUGCAGUAAAGCGCGUUAGAGACAGGUAGUGGCAGCUGGGUGGGGCGGGCUUCUAAGAUAGGAAUUUGCCGUUUGUAACAAAUGGGCUUUGGUAUAAAGGCUUUAAUUUGGAAACCUCAGGCAUACUUCCUCAUGGAUCUUUUCCUGACCCUUAGGUUUAAUGUACUUUACUGAUGCGUGGUUGAGCCCAGGAAGGGUGACUCAGGAAGAGCACUUCCCAGGGAGGGGCGUGGCGCUGGGAAGUCCGCCCAGCCUGUGUCUAGGCACAUUUCUGAAAUCUGUUUGGAGGGUUUGCAGCUUGUACAUUGAAACAAAGCCAUUAUUCUAACUGUCAUAUGAAAAGAGUUCUGUCUUUUAAGAUACUUUUUAUGAGAGCUCAAAUUCUUUUAUAAGCAGAAAUUCCUUUUUUAGGUUUCUAAAAAGCAUACAAACGGUGGGAAGACAGAAUUCUUCCCCAAAUCAAGGUGGCUCGCCCACACCUAUUUCAGUAGACCUUAUUUUAGCGAAUAACCUUUAUCAAAUGGUUCCAAAGCAUUUCAGCCUAGUUUUAAUAGAACAGCAGCUCUUCCUUUUCAGACUCAGUUUUCAUAACAUUUAAUUAAAUUCUGCAAUUGCAAAGACAAGUACAACUGACAUCACUGCUGGGAAGCAGACCACUGACUCACCCACUUUGUGCGAGGGACAGGAGUGCCUGUGGGCCAGUGGACAGGUCCUGCCACUUGGCAUGCUGUGUAGCUUGGCCUGUGAGUGGUCCGGUGGGGUUGGUCAGGGGAGCUUUCAGCUCAAGGGAGGAGGAGCUGGUGAAGAGGACCAAGCUCGCCAGAGUGCCAGGAGGCAGGCCAGACUGUGUGGGCCCUGGGUGCCAGCAGAGGAACCCGUAGAGGGGCCUCAGCAUCUGUCAAGACUGCAGGAAGGUCAGGGGUGGUGAGGCUGGCCACGCCCAGGAUGCUGCAGUGAUGACCAGACCAUAGGUGAACCUUGAGAGGAGUGUCAGGAGCCUGGUGGGAAUUGGAGAUUCCAUCUUCUGUCGCUUGUGGUUUUGUCUUAUUUUUAAGGGCUAAGGCAUUCUCUGUGUUUAUGGGGAAGAAGAGUAAGUGCCUGUGGAAAGAGAGAAAAGACGCAAGAGAGGAAGGGGUCCGCUGAUGGAACAGGGAUCCCAGAGGCAGGGGCCUCUCAGCCCAGCAGAGAUCCCAGUUCACCAAGCAGGCAUGCCCAGGCCGGGUCACUGCUUGCUUCAUAGGACCAACCUAGUCUGCUGAGGGAAGGCUGGAGGAACGGGCCAGGGCUCCUUUCUCCCAUGGGGAGGGACUCUGAUGGACUGGCCAUGUGCAGCAUGGAGGCACAGAACCUGCAUCCCGGGUGCUGCAAGGGUGGCUGAGAACGCCAGCUGACCUGUCCUGGGUCGUUGACGGGACCCAGUGACCAUGUUGGCCGUUGUCACUGGAGCAUCUCAUUCCUUGAUUCAAAUCCACUGGUGCUCUUCACAUCACAGGGCCAGUUCCAGACGGUGGAUGAUUCAGUUACGUUCCCAUAGUGUGAAAGCAGCAGUGUGUGUGCCCGGCAUUGUCAGUAUACGUGCUUGGACAUCCUGCAUGUCACAGCCGAUGAGUCUCUCUGGAACAGCUUUCUCUUGGCGAUGUCUGGACUGGCCUUUAGGGGACAUGGUCUCGCAGCUGUGGAGCAUGCGCUGGGUCCAAUCUCCACAAGUGGUUCCUGUCCCUGCGAGUCCUCUCACCUGGCUGCCUUUUCCCCUGCGAGUCCUGUCACCUGGCUGCCUUUUCUAGGCGUCUGGGAAGCCUGGUCUUUCCUAUCAGCUGCACCCUUGAAUGAGGACUCCAGAAACAGAAGCAGCAUCAGGAGCGAGUUAGAGCUCCUAGCACGCCUCACUCAGGGACAGAGGCAGGACACGGGCAGAAGCAGUGGCAGCUCGUGGCGCUCUGGUUCCCGGGUUCCUCCGCCCACCCAGCUGUGUCUGACGAUGGAGGGGUGACUUUGAUCUGAGCGAGGACACAGCAGUUGGGGUCCAGUGGCCUUCAUUACUGCUAGGAAGAAGCUCCAGCUGCCUCUUCUAGACUUUCCGCUUCUCUUAUGUGUCUUUCCUUAUCCCUGAACCUGCUUCCAGUCUGAGUUUAGGGACAUCUGCUUGGAGGACUGGAUGGAGUCAGAGGCCCCAGACCCGAGUCUAGGAACGGUCCAGCCCACUCACUUUUCUUCCUGGGGGUAUGUAAUUUUUGCUUCACUUGACUUGGUGCAGUUAUAAGAGGCUCGCAGCUGCUGUUUGGGAUGCAGUCAUCUCAGUCAGUUGUGCCCCAGAAGUUGCCAGUGCCCUGGGAGCUGCUGUGACUGAGGGAAUCGCGUCUUUUUACUGGAACUGAUUCCUAGAGCCACUCUGAGCUCUCACCGCCUCUGCCACAGCUCUUGUUUCUGGCUCCGCGUGGGGGAGUCUUCUCAUGUUCUACGUGGCGCCUGCCGGUCACUCUAUGGUGGAUUCAAGGCUGUUCAGCCGGUGGGAGCUCCGCCUUCCCUGUGCAUUCUUCUGACCCCCAUUUCACUGCACUCAGUGCCAGACACUGCCCCAGGAUGGAGACACCACAGUUUCCAUACCCUGGAGACUCGGCAGACCCAUGCACAGAGAAAGCGAUGGGGUCCCAGAGGCCAUGGGACCCUUGAGAGUGUAGGCAUGUGCAGGGGUCUGCUGUGUCUGGGGGUCUCAAGACUCACACCUCAUAGGCUGGGUAUGAGUUUGCCAAGUAGAAAGAGUCUUGUAGGGGAGUUGAGGGAGAAGGAGGGUGGCUGUGAAGGCCGCAGGCUGUAGGGCGUGGCCAGUAGGGGCACUGCUGGUGGCCUAGGGGCAAGCAUGAUGUCAAGGGAGACAGAGCAGGUGGGGAGGGCGACGAGUGGGGCGAGAUUGCGCAGGGUCUCGGGUGGACUGUGAGGCUUUCUCUCCGUCCUAAGCGUGUGCGGUUGGGGUUAGGGCCGUGCUGCUGCCUGCAGGACCCCUGGGGUGAACACCAGGCACAGACUAAGACUUCAGGGCUUUUAUUAGGCGGUUCUUGCGUUGCUAUAAAGAAAUAUCUGAGACUGGAUAAUUUAUAUAAAAACGUCUUAUUGGCUCACAGUUCUGCAGGCUGUGCAGGAAGCAUAGCAGCGCCUGCUUCUGAGGAGGCCUCAGGACACUUGCAGUCAUGGCAGACGGUGAAGGGGAAGCAGGUGCAUCCUACCAUGGCAGGCAAGAGAAUGGGGCUGUGGAGCGUCACAUAUUUUCAAAUGACCAGAUCCUUGGCACUGGAGUGUCACAUAUUUUUAAAUGACCAGGUCUUGUGUGAACUCAGAGUAAGAGCUCACUCAUCACCAAGGAGAUGGGCCAAGCCAUUCAUGAGGGAUCCGCCCCCGUGAUCUAGACACUACCCACCAGGCCCCACACUGGGGAUUGCAUCUCAGCAUGAGAUUGGGAGGGCACAUUAAAACUUUUCUUUGACGAAUAAGCUGGUGACACCGGGGCACAGGCCAGUAAAGAAAGACCUUUUCACAGAGUGGAUUUUAGAUUUUUGUAUGAAUAGAAGAGUUUAUGAUUUUUUGUUUGUUGGUCCUGUGACCUUGAAGUUUUUGACCAGUCCUGUCACUUGUCUGGCUAGUGUCCUGGAGGCUCUCAGAUGCCUGUCUACACUCAUAGGUGGCACCCAGCGCUAGGGCACUGGUGCCUCAGGAAUCCAAGUUUUCAUCUGAAACAGCAUUUUCAUCGGGCGCGGUGGCUCACGCUUGUAAUCCCAGCACUUUGGGAGGCUGAGGUGGGUGGAUCACUUGAGGUCAGGAGUUGGAAGUCAGCCUGGCCAACAUGGAGAAAUGCUUUCUCUAUUAAAAAUACAAAAAUUAGCCGGGCAUGGUGCUGAGCGCCUGUAAUCCCACCUGCUUGGGAGGCUGAGGCAUGAGAAUGGCUUGAACCCGGGAGGCAGAGGUUGCAAUGUGCUGGGAUCGCCACACACUCCAGCCUGGGCAAUAGAGUGAGACUCCAUCUCCGAAAAACUAAACUAAAAAUAAAUAAAUAAGUAAGUAAGUAAAGCAGCAUUUCCAGAGGGGCCCGUGUACCUGGAAUCGGAGCGGUAUUUAUGGACGUGUUUUUCAUUGGCCGCCCUCCUCCAUUCUGUGCUUGGAACUGACCCUGUGUACGUACUGAAUGUGUGCAGGUCAGGUUUUACACACUGUAUUUCUGCACAGCCCUUCCUUGGGUUAGACAAACUGGUUUGGUUUCUACUUUACCAAUUCCGUCUCUUCAGUUGAAGGAGGCCAGAUGCUGUUAAGAGACUGUGCUCCCUCCACGAAGCUGAUCGUGUCCAAGGCAGUUGCCAGGACAACAGAAUCUUCUCUUUUCUCUCUGCUAUUUUUAUUUCUUUUACUAUCUCAAGUUGUUUUCACUUUCAGUAUUGAGUUCUCCCUUAUCACCUUUUAAAAGAGUGUUUUUAAUAACUUGAGUAUGUUGAUACUCUAUGUUCUUGCCUUUAUGAAAUUUACCUCAGGAAGGACAAACUUGGAAUAAACAGAAAAGCGGUAGAGUCAGGUGACCCACACAGGCCAGCCGUGAUUGCCGUAAAUUCCUCAUGACCUUCAGACCUUAUUUAGGGCUCAGCUUGCUAUCAGCUGUGUUAAAACACAAAUGUGCAGUUUGAAAGUAAGUGCCGUACUGCCCCGGCAUCCCCCCGCUUUGUGCCCUGCCGCGUGCACCGUGGAGACGCACACUGAAACGGCAUUCAUCCCUGCCCAGUUAUUUACAUCUCCGUGUGUGGAAAAUUGUCAGCAUGUAUCACUUGAAGAUGAUGAUGAGCAUGGAAGGUGCUCUUUGCCGGGUCCCUUGGUUUGUGGUAUCUGCCUAUCUGCUGAUGGGAAGUGAUAAGACAGUGUGUUACUCGCAGUCUGGAAAACCAAGUGCCCGGCUUUACUGUAUGUUGACAUAUUAUCUUGUUGGCUUUAGGAUUUUUAGAAAGCAAGCCAUUUUCAGGUUCGAAACAGGAGCUUUUCCAUGAUUCACAGCUAAUAGGAGUUAAGGACGAGUGAGAAAUUUGAACUGUUGAUAUUUAUUUAUUGCAGCAAACAUGACGACUACGUAUGUAUUUGCAGUGAGCUGUAGCUCGUGUCUUACAGGCAGAACACACGUUUUCUAAAUCAAAAGAUGGUUUUUGAAAAAUGAUUGAUAAAAGAUUUUUUGAAAAUUGCUGCCAAUUUUGUUAUAGUUGAUUUGUGUUCUGCAGUAAGGGAAAUUAAGGGAAACUGUAUAUCAGAGAAGUGUCUUAAUAUCUGUAAUGCUCAUCUUUAAUGAAAAACUUCUAAGCAGAAUUCAUUAGCAUUUAUAUGUAAUGAUGGAAAACAGGAGUUGGAAACUGGAAUUUCCAAAUCACUCCAGAACUGUGCAGUAGUUUGAAGCUCCUUAGUGUAUCUGGAGAGAGGGGAGCUAGUCAUGCCCAGCAUAACCCAUCUUCUACGCCAGCAGAGCGAAGCCCACUCAGUAGACAGUCCCGCACUCAAUCCUUCGUUUAAUUUACAUAUUUACAGUAAUUCAGUAAAGGAUUUGUUGCUGGAGUAUACACGUGUUUAUUUAUAAGUAUGUAUAAUUAUCAGUAUAUAUUUACAAAAAUACGUAUGCAUGUAGACACACACACACACACGCACACACACGCACGUCCUUCAUGGAAACUCUUAACUGGGAAACUGAGCAUCCUUGAAUGUUCCUGAGGUGACCACUGGGAUAUAAACCUCCCCAAGAGCAGCGCUUUGAGUUAACAUACAAAAAGGUCUGCAGAAAGAUUGGAGUCACCUUUAUCAGGGUAGAGUGGAUCGUGGUCAGUAACCUCAUAGGCACCCAAGAAAUCUCAUAGGUGAGAACUUGAGCAACAUACCUUUACUAUAUGCUGAUUGACAGAUAAAUGAAAAAUUGGGGGGAAUGAGGAGAAUUCAGUGAAACCUAAUAUAAGUAGUAUAUGAUUGAAAAAGAGCUUCUUGUGUUAUUUUUAACAGAGAGCACACUAAAAGUCACAAUUUAAUUUGACUAAUAUUUACAUGGGUAGUGGGAAAAAGAUCCUGGACUUCUAAUUAAAAGGUCUGGGCUCCACUUUCAGCCUGCCGCCAGCUAGCCGCGUGACCUUGGGCAAGUCAAGUCUCUGAACACCCUGUCUCUCUUGAAAGGUAGACAGUGCCUACCUUCACCUCAUGCUGUCAGGGUCAUACUAGUCACAGGGCAUGUACUUAGAGGCUGCCCACUAAUAUUAGUAAGUGUGUCCGUGAUUGCACUGGAUAGCACUUUUUGAUAAGUGCCAAGUCAGAGGAGGAAAGGAGCUCUGAGAAGGAAGGGGCAUUAUUUCAUGGCAGGAUUCUAGGAGGCAGAGGUGGCUCAGUACAGCAUUUGAAGAAGAGUGAGUGGCAUCGUAGGUAUUCAAUAGAGAAAGCCAUGGCCUUGGCCAGGAAUAGCCAGUUAGCUGCUGCCCUCAGGGAAGAUCCGCCUGGAGACCUUUGCCAUGUACCUGGGUGGGGAGAGGCUUGUUCAGGAAGUUUCUUUGGCUUUCUCCUGAAUGACGUUUCCUGAGGAUAUAUCCACUAUCAAGUUCAUCACACUCACCAAAUAAGUUGUUUUCCGACCUCCUCUUUACAAAGCAGCAUUUGAUAAUUUUUUUAUGUAGUAUUUCUUUCAUUACUCCAGUUUUCUGAUAAGUAACUGCAAAGAGCAGUAGGUUGGGCUGUUAAGUGUUAGAGGCUAUCUUUGCAAAAACUGAAUGACACAGAGAAGUUUGUCCAUAAAAAGGAAUGAUUCAGUGACAUCUGUUGGGUGGGAACUUCCUUAGAGGGAGGUGAGGUGCCCUCUGUGGCUGAGUUAUCUGCUCCGUCUUAUCUUACAUUUCAACCAUGUGUAAUCGCAGGUGAGAUUCACAUUUGCAUUUUUCCUGGCGUCUUUUAGAGUGGUUAUACUGUAAUUCUGUUUUACUUCCUUGGUGGACAUACGAGCUACCCCUCUUUAUUUCAUUUCUGAUGAUUGCUGCAGGGUUUCACCAUGGGCAUCUCUAACUUCUCACAGUCAACCCACACAUCGUCAGCAUUUAACCACCGCACACAAUGCAGGUGUCUGCCCUGAGGCCGCAGCUGCUCCUGCCCUCUGUGUUCAUUGUGCUCUUAUUCUCAUACGCUUUCACAGAAAUCACAGCGGACUGUUGUGAUCUUGGCUUUAAACAGUAAGUCACUUUUACAGAAACUGACACAGAAUUUUUUAGGCUUUUAUCCCUCCCUCUGGCAUUUCUGAUGUGCUUCAUUCCUUUGUGUGGCUUUGGGCUUCCUCCUGGCGCCACCUUUCUCCUGUGCAAGUAACUUCCUUCCGCAGUUGUUAUAGAACAGGUUUGGGAGCAAUGAAUUCUAUUAGCUGUUGCUUUUCUGAAAAUAUAUUUUUCAACGGCAUGUUGUUGGGUAUUUUCAUUUGAUAUAGAAUUCUAGGUUGACAGUUUUUUCCCCUUCACAUAAAACAUAUUCCAUUGCCUCUUGGCUUGCAUAGUUUCUGAUGAGAAGACUGCAGUUCUUCCUAGCUUUGGUUCUUGUGCCUGCUCUACCUUCAAGCCCACUUAUCUUUUCUUCUGUGGGCGUAUGGUAUGCUGUUAAUUGCAUUGUGUUGGUUUAGGUCUUCCAAGAAGCAGAAGCCAAGAGAUUAGAUGUCGAAGAGGUCUAUUGGAAGAAAACACCUCUGGAGGAUCAGGGAGAGGACGCCUGAGACGGCAGGAGAGGCUCUGCUCUUCCUUGCUGGUCUGUGACAGAGACAGGAAGAAAGCAGAAAGAUUUGGCCAGGCCAGUAAGUGUCAGAGAGCCAAAGAUGCCAGUCAGGGAGUCCCACGUCCACAGGAACAGCUGGCACCAGAAGCUCUUCUGCGUUCCAUCGCUGAUUGGGCGUGUUCUGUAAGGUGCGUGGCCGUGGCAUGAGCAGGCAGCAGAUCCUGAGGGCCAGCCCAUGCAGGGCCGGGAGUAGCACGUUUUCCUCCCUGCAGCAGAAGCUCUGCAGGGCACGUUUUCACGGCCACCACACUUCUCCACUUGAAUUGUUUCAGGACUCCCAGUUUUAGCUUUAGAAAUUCUGUUUGGUGCUUUUUGUUUUCCAGUUCUCUCCUUGUUAUGUUUCUCAUUUAGCUCUUUGAGCGUACUGAACCCUUGGUAACAGCUGCUGUAAUGCCUUUGUUUCCUAACUCAUCGUCUCUGUCAGCUCUGAGCUGGCUUCAUAUUCUCCCCUUGUUACGCGUUACAGUUUCCUCUCUCAUGUGCCUCGAGGCGUCUCACUGCUUGCCGGGCAUUGCAGAUUUUACAUUUCGAGUGACAGCGCUUGCUCUGUUCCUGUGAGCUGUGUUAGAACUUUCUUCUGACAGCAGUUAAGGUACUUGCAAGUCAGAGUAAACUUUUUGAGGCUUGAUGUUUCAGCUUUCUCAUGAGCUUAGAAUGGCCUUUCUUUAGAAGGGCUCAGCCCAGUACUGAGGCCUGGCCAUGGGGUCCCUGUUGAAUGCUGCGUGUGUGCAGCGAGAGGCCCCUUUGCUCUGACCAGUGGGAUCUUGCUGACUCAGCCCUACGUGAGCUCUGGGAGUCAUCUGCUUGCAACUCCCUGGAAAUUGUUCUUUUCCUGAUGUCGACUUUGUCCAACCUCAUGCAGUUUUACCCCCUGCACACACCGAUUGGUACUCAGCCAGAGACCACGUGGGUCCCCUGUACAGAUUUCCGGAGCUCUUUUUCUGCCUAGGCCCCACCCCUUUAGUGCUUUACCCCCUAAAAUCUAGUCACUGUGUCCUGCCCAGAGUCAGAUGCAACCACCAGGCUCCAUUUCUUGAGUUUCUAAAUGUGUCUGGCUGAGAGGUUACUGCUGCCUGGCAGGAGGCUCUGGGCCGUUCCUUGGCCUGGUGCCUCUCACAUGGUCAGGCCCUAGCAGUCUAACUGAUCGCCCUGGAGCUGUGUGGUUCACGUUAACUGAAGUCCACAGGGCAUGUGGGGAGGCAUUUUUCCAUGUCAGGCUUCUUUAAGACCGCAGGGCUGAGGUCCAUGCUCGCUGCUCCGCGGAGGCCAAGCUCUGUACAUCUUGUGCGUUUGCUCCCUCCUCCUUCCUCCCAAAAGUCUGCCUCUUCCCUACCAAUCCUCACUCUGUCCACACCCGAGCCUCUGUCCAUGUUGGUCAUGUGGGAUUUCUCCAUCCUUUUCGCCCUCCAUCUCACCUCUAGUCUUCGACUUUGGGCCUCUCCCACAUUCCAGCUUGUUUCCAGGUUUUAUGGAGCCAAGGAAGAGCAGGAGCCAGCUGCUUUCAGAGAGAUGCCUUUGUUCAUGUGUCUCAAAGCAGUUAGGACACCGUGUUUCACGAGUAGAAGGACCUUCCUCCAGAAGAGUGAGUAACUACGUGUACAGGCGUGGAUGUAUAUAUGUAUGUAUUUUUUCCUUGACUGAUUUCCAUCCGAACAGCUGGCAUUUGAAGCACUGACGUAGGGCAUCUCUGAGCUGUGCACCCGACAGAAGCCCCCGUGUGCGGCCUCGGCCUUAUGGCCCAGAGCCCAGGUUGGCUGUAAUAUUUACAAGCGGGCACCUUUUUCUAACAUAACUCAUCCAGUCCUUAACUGAAUCGCACAGACUCGGUGGCGUGGCUUUGGGUAAAAGAACAACAUGCUUCCGUUGCCUCUGGGAUCCCACCUGCAGCCGGAGCGUCCCUCUGUUCCCGCUGUUGCCUGGCAGGGGACCUGGCACCUGUGGGCACUUAGGAAGUAACUGUGGGCUAAGUGAACUCAAAGCGCGUCAUAGACUCAGCUUUACUGUCCUGUCAUUACUUUCCUUUCUUAGGCCAGUGAUCGGCAGAGGUUUCCUUUAAAGAGCUAGAGAGUAAAGGGCCCCAGCUCUGCAGGCCACACAGCCUCCCUCACAGCCGCUCAGCUCUGCGCUGUGCGGAAGCACCAGCAGCCGGUGUGUAAACACAUGGGCCAGGCUGUGCCAGUGAAGCCCCGUUUACAGAAGCAGUCGGCGGCCAGAUUUGAUCUGUGGCUGUGGUUUGCUGACCCGUGCACGAGGCAAUAAAAAGCCAAGAGCCUGGCAUAAAUUCAUGACAGGAAACCAAGGCCCUGAAUCCGCCCCCGAAGUGUAAGCACCAGCGUAAUCAUCUGGACCAGCGUCUCAGCAUUACCAAAUUACACCCAUUCUGAUGGCUGCGUCAGCCUCUAUUGCUCUGUUUAUUGUUUUUCCAUAAGCAAGCAGUUCCAUUUCUAGAAAUUUAUCUUAAGCACGUAAAUAUAGAAGGGGGCACACGGUGUUACUUAUGAUGGGAAGACUGGGAAUGGACACAGCCGUAGGCUGGAAGAGGUGGAGCCUGACGUGCAGUGUGGCCCAGGGUUUAGGAGCAGAGGAGACAUGACUCCAGUUCUAUCUCUGUGAACAUACUGACCGUGUGCCACUCUCAGUAAGGAGUUACUUAAUGUCUCUCUCUUAGUCGGAAAAAAGGAAAGAAAAAGGAAAUCCUUGCACACGCUGUAAAAUUCAAAAGAUAGAUCAGAGUAUACAAAUGAGAGGAAUGCUCCUUCUUUGUUCCCCCGCCGCCCAGGGCCCCUCCCUCAGGCAGCCCGGUUCAGGUUUCCUUGUAUGUAGCAUUCAGGUUGGUGCUGGAGAGGGUAGCAGUACCCACCUGGCUGUGUGUGCCCUUCAUCCUCUUACUGUGAGUCAGGAAAAUCAUCACGUUAGUUUACAUUAAGUGUGGACUUCUGACACACAGAUUUGCACACAGAUACCUGGCAAAAUCGGGAGUGGGUUUGGUGAGAAUAUCUGAUCCUGUUUCUUUUUCCAUGUUUCCUGUAUGUGAGUCAGGAUGCACGGGUGGGAACGAGUCCCGUUCUGAGGUUUUCCAGGACAAGAAAGUGCAGA